UCUUUUAGCCCCGCAGCCAGCCAGACAGCCGUGGGCCGGAACAUGUGAUCUGGAAUGCGGGGGUGAGCGAGAGCUGACGUCGGGGUGGCCUGUACUACACGUGUCUUUUGGCUUAGCUCCCCCUCCGCAUCCCGAGAUCUUGGGAAAGUCCGCUUCCGCUGGUGUUGCUAUGGGGACCGUUAGACUCUUAACAGCAUUGAGUGACAGGCAGGCAGUGGUCGGGUACCGGGGUCAGCAGCGUCACUAACGGCAGCAGACAUGAGCCAGCGGCAGGUCCUCCAAGUUUUCGAGCAGUAUCAGAAAGCCAGGACUCAGUUUGUUCAAACUGUUGCAGAACUUGCUACAAGACCACAGAACAUUGAAACGUUGCAGAAUGCAGGCGUUAUGUCUCUGCUACGGCCCCUGCUCUUGGACGUUGUCCCAACUAUCCAGCAGACCUCUGCUUUGGCUCUCGGGAGGCUAGCCAAUUAUAAUGAUGAUCUGGCAGAAGCAGUUGUUAAAGGAGACAUUCUCCCACAGCUUGUGUAUUCUCUAGCCGAACAGAAUCGCUUUUACAAAAAAGCAGCAGCAUUUGUACUCCGAUCAGUUGCCAAACACUCUUCUCAGUUAGCCCAAGCCAUAGUGGAUUGUGGAGCUGUGGAUACACUGGUAGUUUGCCUGGAAGACUUUGACCCAGGAGUAAAGGAAGCUGCAGCCUGGGCUCUCGGUUAUAUUGCAAGACAUAAUGCAGAACUGUCACAGGCUGUGGUGGAUGCAGGAGCUGUCCCUCUGCUCGUCCUCUGUAUCCAGGAGCCAGAAAUUGCACUGAAAAGGAUUGCUGCUUCAGCCCUGAGCGAUCUAUCAAAGCAUUCUCCAGAGCUAGCACAGACCGUGGUGGACGCUGGGGCAAUUGCCCACUUAGCUCAAAUGAUUCUCAAUCCAGAUGCUAAACUUAAGCGACAAGUACUUUCUGCCCUCAGUCAGAUCUCAAAGCAUUCUGUGGAUUUAGCAGAAAUGGUCGUUGAGGCCGAGAUAUUUCCAGUUGUAUUGACAUGCCUGAAAGACCCUGACGAAUAUGUAAUGAAAAAUGCAGCCACUCUAAUCCGAGAAAUUGCACGACACACUCCUGAGCUGUCCCAGCUCAUAGUGAAUGCCGGGGGAGUGGCUGCCGUCAUUGACUGCAUUGGAAACUGCACAGGGAACGUUCGCCUUCCUGGGAUCAUGAUGUUGGGUUACGUUGCUGCUCAUUCAGAGAACCUUGCAAUGGCUGUCAUCGUCUCCAAGGGGGUACCACAAUUAGCCAUCUGCCUGUCAGAAGAAUCCGAGGAUCACAUAAAGGCGGCUGCUGCCUGGUCCCUGGGCCAGAUUGGGAGACACACUCCGGAGCAUGCACGUGCUGUUGCUGUAGCGAAUGUAUUACCAAAACUACUUAGCCUUUACAUGGAUACCGACAGCUCAGAGGAUCUGCAAGUCAAGGCAAAAAAGGCUCUGAAGAAUAUCUUGCAGAAGUGCACCCAUCUGCCAGCCCUAGAACCUCUACUGCAUGAUGCUCCACCCAAUAUUCUAAAGCAUGUUGUCGGACAGUUCAGCAAGGUUCUUCCACAUGACAGCAAAGCAAGGCGUCUAUUUGUAACAAGUGGUGGGCUGAAAAAGAUUCAAGAGAUAUCUGCAGAUCCCGGCUCACCUCUGCAGGAGUACAUCAAUACGAUCAAUAACUGUUACCCCGAAGAGAUUGUCAGAUAUUAUUCUCCUGGAUACUCACAGACCCUUCUGGAGAGAGUGGAACAUUACCAGCCAGUUAUUUAAUCCAAGUCACAACCUUUUUAAUUAAACAUUCUAAAUAACUGCACACUCAGAA
Messenger RNA from Pelobates fuscus (common spadefoot toad), 1837 nucleotides. RefSeq names its product sperm associated antigen 6 (gene SPAG6). Gene Ontology annotation, biological process: filopodium assembly; sperm axoneme assembly; neuron projection extension. The transcript is spliced from 11 exons. Gene Ontology annotation, cellular component: sperm principal piece; microtubule cytoskeleton; acrosomal vesicle. The record is from RefSeq and is a predicted model, not a curated record. Lineage: Eukaryota; Metazoa; Chordata; Amphibia; Anura; Pelobatidae. Gene Ontology annotation, molecular function: microtubule binding. Bases 259 to 1785 code for a protein of 508 amino acids.